Messenger RNA from Orbicella faveolata, 2382 nucleotides. RefSeq names its product steroid 17-alpha-hydroxylase/17,20 lyase-like. The record is from RefSeq and is a predicted model, not a curated record. Gene Ontology annotation, molecular function: iron ion binding; heme binding; steroid 17-alpha-monooxygenase activity. Lineage: Eukaryota; Metazoa; Cnidaria; Anthozoa; Scleractinia; Merulinidae. Gene Ontology annotation, biological process: hormone biosynthetic process; progesterone metabolic process.
AUCUAUUCCGAAAUGCUACUGAAGGAAAACUUCAAACGUUUAAUGAUUGAUUGAUUGAAUAUCCUUUGUUUUUGCAACGUUGCAUGACAGUCCUGUUGAAUAGCAAUUUUCAUCACGCUUCAGUGAUAUCAAACAUGGCGUCGUUGUUUGCCACGGUUUAUAAUUCUCUCAGUUUUGCAAAUGUUCUUCUGGUGUUGCUUCUGCUUCUACUUUUGCAUUACGUGAUUGUACUCUACGAGUUCAGGGACAUGCCACCGGGUCCGCGUUUGACGGCUAUCCCUUUCUUAGGGAACGCAUUUUCUCUCGACUUCAAGGCGGAGAAACUUACCGACGCUUUCAAAAGCCUCAGAGAAAACUACGGCCGAGUUUUCUCCUUGAAAAUGGGAAGUUACAAGUUCGUGAUGGCUUCAACUCCUGAGGCCGUUAAGGAAAUGCUCGUACAGAAAUCUGCUGAUUAUGCUGGAAGACAGCAGACAUACUUCUUCCAGCAGGCAACUCUUGGAGGUAAAGAUAUCGCUUUGGGUAACUAUGGGCCCGCCUGGAAGUUUCAUCGGAAGCUCUUUACAACAGCCUUACGCCAAUAUCUCUCUGAUAUGGCUCUUGUGGAAAGGCGAGUCUCUACACAGGCCGAGAAAUUAAUGCAUUUCAUGGAAGAGCAAAAUGGAAAGCCUUUUGAUCCCGCAGAUAUCUUGCAGCGUGCCGUUGCUGAUGUCAUUUGUGGAAUCACGUUUGGAGAAGGCUACGAUACAACGAACCCAGAUUUGAACAAGCUUUUGAAACUAAACGUAGACUUUGUUGCAAAUACUGAUGAUGCUCAGCUGGUAACCGUUUUAGACUACUUUCCUUUAUCAAAGUACCUGCCGCUUAAGGCUUAUGAUCGCCUCCUCCAGCCAGUGCUAGGGAUUUUUGAUAUUAUUCGCAGAUUCUUAAGAGAGCGAAAAGAAACUUUCGACCCAGAAGAACCUGUGCAUGAUUUGAUCUCGGGUCUCUUGCACGCGAAACAUGAAGCCGAGUGCGAGAGUAAUCAGGAGCGAGCAGCUUUUCUUUCCGAUGACUACUUGGUCAAUACUAUCGAAGACAUGUUUUCUGGCGGCUACGAAACCACAAGCACAACAAUGAAAUGGGCGAUAGCCUUCUUGGUCAACUACCCAAAGUACCAACAGGAUAUUCAGCUCGAGUUAGAUGAAGUACUUGGUGGACGGAAUCCCGGUUUGGAUGACCGAGCGAACCUGCCCCUCAUUCACGCGACCAUCAUGGAAACGCUACGAGUUGGAAACGUGGCGCCUCUUGCGAUACCUCACUUCACCCUUACAGAUACUACACUUUGUGGUUACCGCGUUCCCAAAGAUACCAUCGUGUUUGCUGACACGGAAUCUGUUCAUCUGGAUCCCAAAUGCUGGGAAAAUCCAACCAUGUUUGACCCUUACCGUCAUAUCGACGAGAAUGGUAAGUUAAUCACCAACCAAGGCAAUUUCUACCCUUUUGGAGCGGGACGCCGUGUCUGUGCUGGUGAGCCCCUGGCCAAAGUUGAGUUGUUUUUGUUUCUCUCGUGGAUGCUUCAGAAGUUCACUUUCAUCGCUGAGGAAGAUGGUAGUCCGCCAAGCUUGAAGGGAUUGUUUAGUGGCACACAGUUUCCUGUUCCUUACAAGAUACGUGCAAUCAAACGGAAGUGAUCUGAGAUUGUUACUCGGACGGUAGUUUUAAGGAAAACGUAAAUGUUUAGGUAGAAAUGUUUACUGCAACUGUAGAAGAGCUAUUUUAUUUAGCUGACGGUGUCUUUUUAAAUAGUUUGGGUAUUUUAUUUGCUCAUUUGCGCAUUUUCUAGUAGAUAUACUUUGAUGCAUUACUUGCACUCUUUAUCAGUUAUCCUACAAUAAUGGUAUUAAACGAAAACCUAAUCCAUGGUGAGCCCGGCUUGAUGAUUUACUUGACAUAACAGGUAAUCAUAGCAAUGGGAUAAUGUGUCAAAAACACCUUUAUGUUAGCUUUAAGUGCUAACUGUGGCUAAUUGUGGAGGAACUAAAAUAAAAUAGUUUUUGUAGUUUGUCGAUAAUAGAUUUUAAGAGGGCUUGGGUAAGAGGUCGGACGCUUGUCACUCACUCUUUGUCCCAACAGGGUAAAAAUUAUACGAUUGUUUUGAGUAGAAGCUAUCGAAAGCUUUACUUCAAAAUGUCCCUUGAUGUCUUGACUUUGUUUUGGCUUUGUCUCACUUCCCUUUGUCACCCCUUGGUUAAGGCAAAUUACACUAAAAUCUGUUCUGACGUAAGAGUAUACCAUACUAAUUUAUUGAAUUUUUCAUGACAACAUCCAGAAAGUACUCUUUAACCAGAAUGGUGGUGUUAGCCAACCAAAUUCUUACUAGGAGUUUAGUUUCUGCAGCAG